Molecule: messenger RNA, 500 nt
Organism: Zingiber officinale
Lineage: Eukaryota; Viridiplantae; Streptophyta; Magnoliopsida; Zingiberales; Zingiberaceae
Product: WAT1-related protein At3g56620-like
Exons: 2
Coding region: 94-462 (122 amino acids)
Cellular component (GO): plasma membrane
Molecular function (GO): transmembrane transporter activity
Source: RefSeq, a predicted model, not a curated record
CUCAUCUUGGCUCCUCUUGCUUAUGUGCUCGAAAGGUUCAAGGAGCAUGUCUCAUUAGAAUUGUUGAGAAUAAGAUAUAUGACUACAAAUUGAAUGUUUUUAAACUCAUCUCAUGGUUGUAGGAAUCGAAGACCCAGCUUCUCAUUUGGUGUCAUGCUAAAAAUAUUCAUUCUUGCUAUGUUGGGUAUAACAAUUCAGCAAAAUGUAUACUACGUUGGACUCCAUCUCAUUUCUCCAACUGUUGCCAGUGCCUUGGGCAAUGUCAUUCCUGCUUUUACUUUCUUAUUGGCAAUUGUACUGAGGAUGGAAAAGCUCAACUUGAAGACUGUAAGAGGGAGGGCCAAGCUUGCAGGGGCCAUCUUCUGCAUCACUGGUGCCCUGAUCUUCACAUUUUGGAAAGGUCAUUUUGUUGGGGGCCUUUGUUACUUCACCUAUGAUCCAACUUCAUUUCGAAAGUCCUGAGAAAGGCGAUGCCUGGCUUAAAGGCUCUGCUCUUAUGC